Messenger RNA from Nanorana parkeri, 855 nucleotides. RefSeq names its product rho guanine nucleotide exchange factor 40-like. The record is from RefSeq and is a predicted model, not a curated record. Bases 1 to 855 code for a protein of 284 amino acids. The transcript is spliced from 7 exons. Lineage: Eukaryota; Metazoa; Chordata; Amphibia; Anura; Dicroglossidae.
AUGAGGUCAACUGAAGAAAAUUCAGCUGAAGUAGAAGAAUCAACUAGCUUGGUAGAUAAAGAACCAGAUCCAUCUCCUUUCCAGAAACCUUUGGCACAGCCGCCUCUUAUUUUAGAUUACAAAUGUCUGCACAAAAAUGUAAACUGGGAUAUAUUGGAAUCUGAAGUCUUCUGUCUGACUGGGGGACAAGACCAAGACAAUAGAGCACUGCUAAUUAUGUCUCCUUCCAAAGCACCAUCGGGAUUGAGCCAGAAAGACCUUCAGGAAACCAUUGUGUAUUUCUACUCUCUUCUCAGAUCUGAUGUGCGUGAUUUGGGCAUGACCCUCAUUUUGGAUCUGCGAGAUUGCACAGCCAACAUGGAGGCUUUCCUAGAAAUGCUUCACAACAGCAAGGACACAGUCCAUGGUUGUAUAAAUCGCACCUUAUUUGUUUAUGAUGCAGAGAAUGCUGCUACAGUUCAAAGUGACCUUCAACAAACACAGGUUGUAUUAGUAUCAGAACUGGCAAAGUACGUUGGGGCUGAAGAGCUCCCAGAAAACCUUGGAGGAGAGAAGCCUUAUGAGCAUGCUGAAUGUGUGAGGAGCCAACGGUUUUCUUCCAGCCAUGGUGUGCUCAAACUCAAUGCUUGGUUCCAGAUGCCUUCCAGCCAUUGUGUGCUCAAUCUCAAUGCUUUAUUCCAGUUGCCUUCCAGCCAUUGUGUGCUCAAUCUCGAUGCUUGGUUCAAGUUGUCUUCCAGCCAUUGUGUGCUCAAACCCAAUGCUUGGUUCGAGUUGUCUUCCAGCCAGUGUGUGCUCAAACUCAAUGCUUGGUUACAGUUGUCUUCCAGUCAUUGUGUGCUCAAACUUAAUGCCUGA